AUGGCGGGGUUCCGAGAGAACGAAAGACAACAUUUCCCACUUCAAAGUAUCCAGGACGUGGUUGAUUUAUUUAGAGAUCAGUUGACUGGCAGUGACGAACCUAAUUUGCCACUUUUGUCUAUUGUUCUUGGAGCGAUCGAAAAUGUUUUGACAGUGAAUAGGUCGUUGCCAGGUGAGAUUGAUCACUCGAAAUCACUGGAACCAAUUUUCCCGGUGAUUGAGUUGGAGACAGUGGAAGCGCUGUACGAAAAAUUUGUGACACAUGUGAAACGAUCUGUUGAUCUCACGAAAUUUCCAUGUGAUGUUGCUACAAGGGAGUUAGUGAAACUAGUCUCGGAUGUAAUAUGGAGUUCUUUAAUGAGGAGCUUUUACAAAGACAAAGCACACCUUCAGUCGCUAUACAGUUUUUUGACGGGUAAUAAGCUUGACUGCUUUGGUGUGGCAUUUGGUGUGGUAGCUGCAUUUCAAGUCCUCGGCUACAAAGAUGUCCACCUUGCCCUGUCGGAGGACCAUGCCUGGGUCACAUUUGGGCAAGAUCUAUCAGAGACUGCAGAGGUUACAUGGCACGGGAAAGGCAAUGAAGACAAACGAGGACAACCCAUCACCAUGGGAGUGUCUGAGAAAAGCUGGCUCUAUCUCAAUGGUCAGCCUGUCCUCUGUACACGCCAGAUGGAGGUAGCCUCCAUUGUAAGUGGCAUCAACCCAUCUAUCAGUGCCACUGUCGACAGUCUAGAAAUGGGCUCACUUCAACAGGAGCUGCUUUGGCUGCUGUAUGAUAUGGACCAUUUAUCAAGAUACCCAAUGGCUCUUGGUAACCUUGGUGAUCUGGAAGAGAUAUCACCGACCCCUGAGCGACCACCACCUAUGGCCUUGUUUAAUGAGGCAAUACAGUCAUCACAGGAACAUUACAACAAUCAACAUGUAUAUCCCUACACAUACUUAGGAGGGUUCCUGUAUCGCAAAGGCCACCAUAAGAGAGCACUCCAGGCCUGGGCAGAUGCUGCUGAUGCAGUCCGAAAUUACAACUACAAUCGUGAAGAUGAGGAGAUCUAUAAAGAAUUCCUGGAAAUUGCCAAUGACCUCAUUCCACACAUGAUGAAAAUUGUUGCCAGUGACAAUGCAGCUCGAAUUCAUCACACAUCGUUGUUGUAUGACCCCGACUGUUAUGCCAACUUCUUACGGUUUUAUGAUGGUAUCUGUGAGUGGGAAGAAGGCAGCCCAACACCAGUGUUGCACAUCACUUGGGCCAAACAACUGGUAUUUUCACUGUCCAAGUUUGAUGUCAGUGUCCGGGAGCACAUUGAGGUCAAAGGUGAAGGGCUUGAGGAGGAUUCUUCCUCAAGUGAGGAGGAGGAAAUAGAGGAGGAAGUGAAUGGUCGACGAGGGGAGGAAGGAGAGGACAAAGUCAUUGAGGACACAGAACCUGUCAUUAGUCGCAGACCUGGAAGAAAAGGACGGCGAUCCAAAAUCAACAAUAAUGGACCUGAAAGCAAGGUAUCUGAUCUUAAGAUAAAAGGAGAAUCGAACGAAGAUCAGAUAAAAUCGGCCAUUGAGGAUUUAGUCAACAAGGUUGGAGAAGAAGGGCAGAAUGAUGCGACUAACCCGAAUAUUGCAGCACUUGCUCAGGCAUGCAGUGAAUCCAUCCUAAACCCCGAGUAUCUGCUGGGGGGUGGCGAUCCAUUCACUACAGCUACCAGUACCACAACGGUAACCUCAACCACUACGUCUGCUGACUCACGCAUAGAUAUGCAUGAUUUCCUCAGCUCUAAGUCAAAUGGCUCACCUUUCAUGGGUAUGACAAUGGACUCUGUGCUAAAGGCAGAGAGUCCUUCAGACAUGAUCAUGUUUCGGAAGCGGCCAUGUUCCUCUGCAACACGGACACCCACUCCUGUCUCAGAAAUAGCACCAACCCAAACACAAGUUAGUACAACACCUCCUAGGACAUCCUCAGUACCCUCCCAUCUGCUUGGACCACCUACAUUGGUGUGUCUGCGCAGUGAAAAAAUGAAAGGACUGAAAAAGAUUUUUUCUUCUGCAAAACUGAAUGCUAGUGCAAUAAAGCUUCAAUUGACAGCACAGUCUCAAGUUCAUUUCAAGCACAGCAAACGCAGCACAGAUUCUGAGCUGGCCACCCAUCGGAAGCGGUCACGAAGAGAGUAGAACUUUUUACUGUUGAAAACAGCUAUUGCGUCUUUAUUUGAUAAUCCAUGAUUUUGUUGAAAUAUGACCUUGUGUUUUGAAGGGGAACAUGUUUUAAAAGGACUUGUACCCUGGGCAAGUGACCUUUUGAACUCGUCCAGAAUGAAAAUCUCAAU
This is a messenger RNA of Ylistrum balloti, 2315 nucleotides long. Its product is annotated as menin-like. The record is from RefSeq and is a predicted model, not a curated record. Gene Ontology annotation, biological process: regulation of transcription by RNA polymerase II; negative regulation of cell cycle; negative regulation of cell population proliferation. Bases 1 to 2160 code for a protein of 719 amino acids. Gene Ontology annotation, molecular function: chromatin binding; Y-form DNA binding; transcription cis-regulatory region binding. NCBI's taxonomy places the organism in Eukaryota, Metazoa, Mollusca, Bivalvia, Pectinida, Pectinidae. Gene Ontology annotation, cellular component: histone methyltransferase complex; nucleus; chromatin. The transcript has 6 exons.